AUGUUCCUCACUGAACGUCAAGAUGAGAAUUUCAACCUCGUACUGGACAUCGAUGUGAAAAUGGGAGCCGACCACAAAUGGGAGCACUGCGUUAGAGCUGAGCAGUGUAUCGUCGACAAGGAUGAUGGCACUUCGAGUUCAUACUCAGAACCUGUCUCCGGUUGUGCCAAGCAAGCCCCAUAUAGAUACCGUGUUGUUCUCGGUCAGUGGCUAUAG
Messenger RNA from Perkinsus marinus ATCC 50983, 216 nucleotides. RefSeq lists its product as hypothetical. Bases 1 to 216 code for a protein of 71 amino acids. The transcript is spliced from 2 exons. The record is from RefSeq and is a predicted model, not a curated record. Lineage: Eukaryota; Perkinsozoa; Perkinsida; Perkinsidae.